Molecule: messenger RNA, 3801 nt
Organism: Suricata suricatta (meerkat)
Lineage: Eukaryota; Metazoa; Chordata; Mammalia; Carnivora; Herpestidae
Gene: AKAP1
Product: A-kinase anchoring protein 1
Exons: 11
Coding region: 205-2802 (865 amino acids)
Molecular function (GO): RNA binding
Source: RefSeq, a predicted model, not a curated record
UCACAGCUCACACAAGCCCCUUACAAUGAAGGUAACAACCCUUUGAACAUCAGGGCUGGGCUGAGAUCAACAUCCCUGAGGCAUGGCCUCAGCAGUCUGACUCCUGGGCCCCAGACAUGCUGCUGAGGGCGAGUGGCCCAGCCUAACACCGCCCCCCUCCACCCUCAGCGGCAGCACAAGGUGUCAUUUCUUCAGGCCUCCAGGAUGGCCAUCCAGUUCCGUUCACUCUUCCCCUUGGCGUUGCCUGGAAUGCUAGCACUUCUCGGCUGGUGGUGGUUUUUCUCUCGUAAAAAGCAUGUCAGCAGCCAGGACAGACGGGUGGAGGCCAGCGCUGUGGGGCUGAGGGCUGGCUGCUCCAUCACAGAGCCACUUCCCGUGGAGGACCCCUGUCCCAGAGUAGCUUCCACGCCCCCCAGCACUGUACAACCGGCGGGAACGGAGCUGUUGUCCGUGAGCAAGCCUCUCACUGAGACCCCAGCCUUGCUGCGGCCACAUCCAGCCCAUCGCAGGUCAGAGUCCUCAGGCAGCCUUCCUAACAGCACAGACGUGAGAUUUCGGCCAGGAACACACAGAGAUGACAGUACAAAGGUGGAACUAGCCCUGACGGGUGAUGAAGCCAAGUCCAUUCCUCCCGAGUGUCCCUUUUCGACCCCAAAGGGGGUUCCUUUCCCCCACGAAGCAGCCGAGGUGUGCAAGCCAGAGUCUCCAUUCAGUGGGCCAGCAGGGCAGGGCCGGCAGGGCCAGGCUGCAGCUCCCCGAGAGAAGCCAAGAGAGACCGGUGGGGUGGAAGGCACUGGCGAUGCGGUGUCAGGAGGAAACGUGCCGGAAGGGUGUAUGUUGUCCCAGGAGCAGGGCUCUGAAUCGCAGACAGGCAAGGUGCCCAGCCUGGCUCCCUUUGGAGGUGCCGGGGAGAAGGUGACGAGCCUCCCGCCGCAGGCCGAGGAGGGUGCUGUGGGGACGCCAUUGAGCAGCUGCAGGGAGUCAGCCCAUGUGGAGCUGAUGGAGGUCGCCAAACUGCCGGUGCCUCGGGGCAGCGGCACAGCCUGUGAGGCACCCUGUGCAGGAGAGCUGGGCCACGAGGGCGCCUCAGAGCACACCCAGGAGAUGGAGCAGGCUGCCUACCAGAUCGUCUCUAAAGUGAUCUCGGAGGCGACCGAAGAGGUGCUGGCCACCACCGUGAGCAGGAUCGCAGGCCGGCCGUGUCUUUCUUCGGCCGCUCAGCUCCAUGGGCAGCAGGAGGAGAGCUGCGCCCCAGACUGCCGGGAAACCAGCCUGGGGCUGGAUGCCGAGGGGCCUGCUCCAGCCUCUGUGGUGGCUGAGGCAGCCUCGGGCAUGUCAGAUGCUGCUGUCCCCUUACCAGGCCCACCCGCAGAGGACCUGCCACCACCAAAGACCUAUGCCAGCUGCCUGAGCAGCCCUCUGUCCAGCCCCAGCAAGGACAAGAAGCCAAAGAACUCUGCACACCACAUCUCCCUGGCCCCCGGCCCACCGCCCACCACCCCCCAGGGAGAGCUGCUAGAUGAGGCAUGCGUCCUGGUAGAAGAUGCUGGAUGUGUCACCUGCACCUCUGACAGCAGCCAGGAUGUCCCCUCAGUGGUCCCCGAGCAGCACUCAGAUUCCCUUAGCACUUCAGGGCUUGAAGACUCCUGUACGGACACCAACUCAAGCCCCAGGGACAAGGCCAUCAUCCCGCUGCUGCCAGAAAGUACUGUGCCCUUCAGCAAUGGGAUGCUGAAGGGGGAGCUGUCAGACUUGGGGAAUGAGGAUGGAUGGACCGCAGAUGCAGAAGCAGAUCACUCGGGAGGAUCGGACAGGAACAGCAUGGACUCGGUGGACGGUUGCUGCGGCCCCAGGAAGACUGAUGGUCUCCAGAACGCCCAGGCAGGCUCCAGUCCUAAGAAGGUCGACCUCAUCAUCUGGGAGAUCGAGGUGCCAAAGCACUUAGUUGGUCGGUUAAUUGGUAAGCAGGGGCGUUACGUGAGUUUUCUGAAGCAGACGUCUGGUGCCAAGAUCUACAUCUCAACCCUGCCUUAUACCCAGAACGUCCAGAUCUGCCACAUAGAAGGCUCUCAGCAUCAUGUAGACAAGGCGCUGAACCUGAUUGGAAAGAAGUUCAAGGAACUGAACCUCACCAAUAUCUACGCUCCCCCACUGCCAUCACUGGCACUGCCUUCUCUUCCGAUGACUUCCUGGCUCAUGCUCCCUGAUGGCAUCACCGUGGAGGUGAUCGUGGUCAACCAGGUCAACGCCGGGCACUUGUUCGUGCAGCAGCACACGCACCCUACCUUCCACGCUCUGCGGAGCCUGGACCAGCAGAUGUACCUGUGCUACUCCCAGCCCGGGAUCCCCACCUUGCCCACCCCGGUGGAAAUCACGGUCAUCUGUGCUGCCCCUGGCGUGGACGGUGCCUGGUGGAGAGCCCAAGUGGUGGCCUCCUACGAGGAGAGCAAUGAAGUGGAGAUCCGCUACGUGGACUACGGUGGAUAUAAGAGAGUGAAGGUGGAUGCGCUCCGGCAGAUCCGGUCUGACUUUGUGACCCUGCCAUUCCAGGGAGCAGAGGUCCUUCUGGACAGCGUGAUGCCUUUGUCAGACGAUGAGCACUUCUCACCUGAGGCCGAUGCAGCUAUGAGCGAGAUGACAGGAAACACUGCGCUGCUGGCUCAGGUGACAAGUUACAGUCCGACUGGCCUUCCUCUGAUUCAGCUAUGGAGUGUGGUUGGGAACGAAGCGGUGUUGAUAAACCGGUCGCUGGUGGAGCGGGGACUUGCCCAGUGGGUAGACAGCUACUACGCAAGCCUCUGACCCUGCCCCCCACGGCCUCUCCGGAGUCUCUUGCACUGUUGACCUGGGCUUGGCGCUAAGGCAAAGACUUUACACCCGAAUAACAAAUGUCAUCCUCCCCGGAAACUUCUCUUUUUUUGUAUGUCGUCUGAUGCGUCUCUCAGACGGGACUGUGGGCUCUCUCAAAGCCAUAGGAUGGUGUUGAACAAGCCAGUCGGCUGAACCUGGUUCCAUGCCUUUAAAAACAAACAAAAGCUGAAGUAGAAAGGGCGGCCGCCAGGCUGUCCUCCAGCACCUGCAUUCCGCUGCCCGCCCCCCUCCCUCGGCAGGGCCGACCUUGACAGCAGCCGAGGGCCACAGGCUGCCCUGCUUGCUUCAGAGGGUUUCUUUUACUUCACAACCUUUCUUCAGGGAGCAAGACAUGAAGUCACUAAUUGGUAUUGAUUACUUGUACGGCUGACGUAAAUGAAUUUGUGAUGCUUAACCAGUUUUUAUAAACUCCAUCUAGGUCUCUCAGAAGGCAGACUUUUUAAUGCGUAUGUAAAUAGGAAGCAAUCAUACCUCUGGCCUUGGUCCCCGGGGAGGGGAGCUCUUAUCUUGCCAAGCCUGGUUGUAAUUUGUAACCAUUUUCUACUUGUGCAAACUCUGUAAAUAUGUUUAAAAAAAUGUAAUAUUUUGUAUAAGAUACACUGGAGAACAAAGGGAACUCGAGAUUUUUCCACACCCACAUCCUCUGUGAACAGUAGUUACUUCUGCGGACCCGGCCGCCUGCCUGCCUGGGCUGGCACGUCUGGCGGCUUCCUAGGUGCCGGACAGGGUGGCUUUGGGCUGUAGAUUGUGAUCGGGGCUUUUUUUCCCCUGUACAAAUUUGUUAAAAAAAAAAAAAAAAGAAGAAGAAGAAAGGAAAGAAAAAAAACAUUGAAUUACCUUACAGUGGUGUGUUUUGAUUCUUUUUUAGACUCGCUUUAGCUUUGUGCGAUUUAAGAAAGUAACUUAAACUUCUAUAAAUCUUGAAUUGUA